GUUUCUUUUAAGGAAAAUCCCAGUGGUAGCAGCUGUGAAACAGUUUUCCCAACGCGCGCACUCACACCCAGCCACAGUCACGUUAGCAAUUUCCCUGAGACUGUCUGGCUAGCUUAAGCUGGUGCAUGGUUCAUUGUUGCUUUGCUAUAUUUGUUGCUCUUUUGCUUAAAUCGUGGGAAAGGUGGAGCACGUUGUUGAUGUUUUCCAAUCCAGGUUGUGUGCUGCUUCGCGUGUGCUAAUUUUCCGGUGAUUUGUUUUUCCUGGCUGCUGACACUGAGUGGGUGGUGGUUGGGUUGAGCCGUGUGUAUUUGUGUAUUUCUCUAACCAAGUGUGAAGCAAUCCGGUGAUUGCUUCCUGUGAGCGAAAUUGCCACCAGGUGCAUCAUCGUCGCCAGAGUUAUUUCCUCACACCGAAAAUUGCGACCAGCUGGUGGUGAUUUGGUUGCACCGCGAAAAAAAACGAGUGAGGUGUAAUUUUUCAUAUUUUUCCCACACCCAACAGAGAAGUAGAAGAAAUGUUCGGAGAUCUCGUGUGUGAGUAAAUUUCCCAUCGUCUUCGACGUCGGGCUUGGGUGAAGAGUGAAAAAUCUCCGAAAUCAAUCGGGUGGAAAUUUUGCCCCUUUUUGUGAAACGCAAAACCGAAAAGUGAAGUUAGUUGUGGAUGUUGAUGCUGCCACAGAGUGGAUGUUCUUCGGAUGAUUAAGUGCCACGGAUUUUCCACAAGGGAUGAGCAGUUAGCUUCUGGAUAACUUCCACAUAAUCAGGAACCGACCAGAAAAACCCUCCGCUCAUGCAACCGAGUCCAGUUCAUUAUCCAACUGAAAGCAAGUGUUAAAAAGCUGCCUCUCCCUCGCCGCCACGCUCCAUCCCUGGAACAUGUAAAUGGUCGCGGGAAAAUUAACCGUGGUCAGUGCUCGAUCCCAGAUAGGGAAGGAAAGCGGAAAACUCGUUGGAAAAUAAAUUUACACUAAUCGUACCCCUUUUCGUCCUCUCGGCCAGCGGAGAAAAGCAGCUCCGAAAAGGGCAAGUCGCCUAAAACAAGCCCAACAAGCACACGGCCCGAGCAUAAAUCGCUUUUCAAUUUAGCCACCGUGUAAAAGCUGCUGAAAUUGCGGGGCUUUUUCACCGCUCUGUGGUGGUUACUUUCCACGGCAGGUCAGUUUGGGGAGGAAAAGUAAGAAGUAAAAGGAGUAAGCUUCUAGUGAAGGGAACGUGAUAAUCGUACCAAAAGCGAGAUAUUAAAACUCUUUCCCGCGCGAUAUUGCAACGUCGGGGGAAACUCGCCUUUCCAGGCUCAGUGUUACUGUGUGAGUGAAAAAGUGGGUGGGUGAAAAAAAAGAAGCAACAAAAAGUUCACGUGUCCAGUGGCGGAACACGUUUCGAGGACCGCAGUCGGAAUAAACAAUUUAAUCCAGCAGAUUCAGGGUAUUCUGGGUUGGUCUGGUUGGCACGGAACGCGGACAAAAUUAUAAAUAAAUCACACCAGACAGCGGCGGCGGCGGCAUCGGUGCUGGUUUGGACAAUGUCUGCCACCGGAGGAAUGGACGCCGCGACGACCGAUUCAACAAGUUGGUCGAUCAUUUCGGUGGAUUGAAUGGAACGAUGCUCAACGUAGCCCUUUCUAGACGCACAUCAACCAGCAACAAACGGUGAUGGGUCAUUCUCGCCGCCAUCAACACCAUCACCGAGAUCAUCGCUGUCACUGCUAUCGAUCCCGGUCAACCCGCUGCCAGCGGCCAUGGUUGAUCACCGUAGUCCUACUACUGCAGCUAGCAUUCCAUCUAUCAUCCGGCCUAGCGCUCGAGCAGCAGCCGCUUCUACCACGUGGCGACCCGUCAGACGCCUCCUCAUCCUUAGCCAGCACGUCGCUGCCACCGUGUGAAGCGAAAACGCUCGAUGAAAUUCCACCGGAUCCGUUCUACGAUGUGUCGUCCAUCACUGUCCAGGCAGCUAAGGCGUUCGCCGACUUCCUGGCCGAGCGUCGGAUUGACACCAGCAAGGACGACCGGAAGCUGAGCAUCGCCCGGGAGAAGGCAAACGAACUUGCCAGUGGCGUGCUCAAGGAGGACGAUGGCCUACUUGCGGUGGCCAUUGCCUCCCCGAGGCUGCCCCUGGCCGUCGUUCAGUUCCGGGACAAAAUCGACCCCAUCCACGCGAACCUGUCCGAGACGAAGAUCUUUCUGUCCACGUACUGGCGUGAGCUGGGCGCCGCCUGGAACCAAAGCAACGGCGCCCAGUUCUGGGGCGCCCCCUUCCGGGACUGUGGCCCCCUGUACGGACGGUGGCUGUGGCCGUUCAGCGUAACGGUUGAAUCGCAAGGGUACAAGAUCGUGGCGUCGGCGUUCAUCGCGGCCGACGUGGACCAAUGCAACGACGCGCUGGAAGCCAUCUUCGGCCGGCGACAUUCCUGCGACCGGGAGUCCACCUUCUGUCUGAUGUCGGACCCGGACGAGGGCAGUGGCGGGCUGGACGGCGGAGCCAGCAGCCGGGGGAAGUACACCUGCGUGUGCCGCGACGGGUACUACAUCCCGAACGAGUCCUUCCAGGGCUUCACCUCGGACAAGAACGACGCAAAUGUGACGAACUUUAGCUGCAUUCCAUGCCCGAGCGCGUGCGAGUGCAAUUCGGCCGGCAGCUGCGAACGCCCGGACGAGGACUUCAGCACGGAAACGCUGAUGAAGGCCACCAUUGGUGCUAUUUUGGGAGCGUGUAUGCUUUGUUGUUUAGUGUUAGCGUUAAUUGUGUUCCGUCAACGAAAGUGCAAGACAAUUGCAACGGGGAUGUGGACCAUUUUAGAGACAAUUUUAUUCGGGAUAUUACUUUUGUAUCUAGCGGUUGCCCUGCACUUCCUGCAAGCGUCCACGUUGCGGUGCCUGCUCGAACCGUGGUGCCGCGAGCUGGGCUUCAUCAUCUGCUACGGUGCAAUCGUGCUCAAACUUUACCGCCACCUGGUGGAAUUCCGCACCAGGAAAGCUCAUCGAUGGGUUGUGAGAGAUUUAGAUUUGCUGCGCUACCUGUGCGCGAUGAUCGUCGCGGUGCUGUGCUACCUGGCCGCCUUCACCGCCACCAGCAUGGACUUCCUGCGGUACAGCGAGCUGGUGUGGAAGGUGGAGAACACCGACGACCAGGUCACGUCCAACAUGUGCCGGCCGCUCAAGUGGGACUACGUGACGGAGGCCGGCGAGCUGCUUAUCCUGGGCUUCGGCCUGCAGCUGGCCAUCGCCAGCCGGAACGCGAACACGCAGUUUAGGGAACGACAAUUCCUCGUCGCAUCGAUACUGAUCGAAUUCCUCGUCUCGUCCACGUUCUACAUCCUGCGGUUCUGGUACCUGGAGGAGUUCAACCCCUCCACCCUCUUCCUGGCCCUGUUCGUGCGCUCACAGCUGACCAACACCAUCACCCUUGGACUGAUAUUCCUGCCAAAGCUCUGGUACCAGCACAAACAGGUUCGUUCCCUUGCCCAUGAAGUGUCCUUCCGCUUACCUGUGGAUGCAUUCAAGGGGGGCCACGACAGUUCCCACCACGGCGGCGUCCUCGGCACCUACGCCGGCAUCUGCGUCGGCGACCCGGAGGUCGGUGACGUGACCAUCUCCGAGAUGAGCCCGGAGGACAUCCGCGCCGAACUGAAAAGACUGUACACUCAACUAGAAUAUUUAAAGAAUAAGACCCUACGACAAGACAAUCCUCACAUCAGCAAGCGAAGGGGAGGCCGGAAGGUGGCCCACCGGAGAUUCUCGCUGCAGGCACUAAGCGCCAAACAUCGCAACAAUCGUCCAGCGGUCAGCGAGGUGGAGGUGACCGAAGCGGAACCGUCCCGCACACCGGAGGACUCGGUGUGCAGCGUUGAGGGCCCGACCGACACCGGCACCGUGACCGGUGCGGAAAUUUCGGGCAUUUCCAGCUCGAAAUAGCAGCCCUCGGCGAACAACAGCAACGGCCAUCACCGCCCUCAUCCUUCCCAGCAGAGCAAGUAUCGCUUCUUCUAUCAGCCCCAAAGCCAGCAGCAAAGGCACAGUCAGUCGCAAAAGUCAUGCUACCGAGAGUACAACUUUUAAGCUUACAUCACCGGUUUGGUACAUUCAGUUGCUUCAAAAAGUUAAAUUCAAACAAAUCAGGACCAAAAUCAUCCAAAAGAAAACAUCUGAGUAAUUUUUAACCCAAUUGCAUCACCAAAAUGGCUUAAAAUUGUUUGGUCUGUUGGUAUCUCAUUUCAAAAGCAACUGAGUGUGCGCCCAGAUAUCCUACCCCUCCAAUAUAGUCAGGAUUCGAGGCAGAUGGUGGAUUGAGUGACAAGAUGGCUUUAUUGUGCCAAGCAAGGAAGAAGGACGGAAGGCAUCAACCACCCACGACAGUUUUUACAGUCACCAGUCACACACCGUUUGAGGUGUGCAACAGACGCGAUGAUUAAUGAAGUUUGUAUAAAUAAGUAGCUAAUUACCAUCAGAGUGUGUUGUGUGGAGCAACGAGGACGAGACGGGGGGUGUUCUUCCUUAAGAAGGUAGAGAGGAAUGUUUCGAAUGAUUUCAAAGAAUACUGCAUAAAUGUGUAAUUCCAAGCAAAAAGCUUCUCUUCUCUACGAUUGGUCUGCGUCUCCAACAAAGUAUCGCGUGAGUUUUGUUGUGUUUUUAACUUUCCAGAGUAAUAAAUAGCUCAAAUAAAAGUGAUUAAGCAACUCUGCAUUGUUGAUGUAUCUGAAAUGGACAUUUUAUUUAAAUAGCGGAAAACUGUAAAAGUGAUGAAAAUUGGUCGAAAGGUAUAUUCCUUCGGUUUAUUGGAUGCUAAAGUUUAAAAAAAAUAAUUUUGAAAUGCCAUUUUUAAUGGACAACACAGACAUACAGACGUAAUUCAUUGAACAAACAUUGCCUAAAUCCAUCAGUCACUUAAAAAGGAAGAAGAAAAGCAGCAUUUGAGCAAUUCUCUACGAAAUCGGUCUUUUUUCUUCAAUUUUAAAUUUUUGUAUUUUUUAAUCCGACUGAAACUUUUUUGGUGCCUUCGGUAUGCCCAAAGAAGCCAUUUUGCAUCAUUAGUUUGUCCAUAUAAAUUUCCAUACAAAUUUGGCAGCUGUCCAUACAAAAAUUAUAUGUGAAAAUUCAAAAAUCUGUAUCUUUUGAAGGAAUUUUUUGAUCGAUUUGGUGUCUUCGGCAAAGUUGUAGGUAUGGAUAUGGACUACACUGGAAAAAAAUGAUACACGGUAAAAAAAAUUUGGUGAUUUUUUAUUUAACUUUUUAUCACUAAAACUUGAUUUGCAAAAAAACACUAUUUUUAUUUUUUUUAUUUUUUGAUAUGUUUUAGAGGACAUAAAAUGCCAACUUUUCAGAAAUUUCCAGGUUGUGCAAAAAAUCAUUGACCGAGUUAUGAAUUUUUUAAUCAAUACUGAUUUUUUCAAAAAAUCGAAAUAUUGGUCGCAAAAUUUUUUCAACUUCAUUUUUCGAUGUAAAAUCAAAUUUGCAAUCAAAAAGUACUUCAGUAAAAUUUUGAUAAAGUGCACCGUUUUCAAGUUAAAUCCAUAUUUAGGUGACUUUUUUGAAAAUAGUCGCAGUUUUUCAUUUUUUUAAAUUAGUGCACAUGUUUGCACACUUUAGGAAAAAAUAUUUUUGAAAAGCUGAGAAAAUUCUCUAUAUUUUGCUUUUUCGGACUUUGUUGAUACGACCUUUAGUUGCUGAGAUAUUGCAAUGCAAAGGUUUAAAAACAGGAAAAUUGAUGUUUUCUAAGUCUCACCCAAACAGCCCACCAUUUUUUAAUGUCGAUAUCUCAGCAACUAAUGGUCCGAUUUUCAAUGUUAAUAUAUGAAACAUUUGUGAAAUUUUCCGAUCUUUUCGAAAACAUUAUUUUCAAAAUUUCAAAAUCAAGACUAACAUUUUAAAAGGGCGUAAUAUUGAAUGUUUGGCCCUUUUGAAAUGUUAGUCUUGAUUUGAAAAUUUUGAAAAUAAUAUUUUCGAAAAGAUCGGAAAAUGUCACAAAUGUUUCAUAUAUUAACAUUGAAAAUCGGACCAUUAGUUGCUGAGAUAUCGACAUUAAAAAAUGGUGGGCUGUUUGGGUGAGACUUAGAAAACAUAAAUUUUCCUGUUUUUAAACCUUUGCAUUGCAAUAUCUCAGCAACUAAAGGUCGUAUCAGCAAAGUCCGAAAAAGCAAAAUAUAGAGAAUUUUCUCAGCUUUUCAAAAAUAUUUUUUCCUAAGGUGUGCAAACAUGUGCACUAAUUUAAAAAAAUGAAAAACUGCGACUAUUUUCAAAAAAGUCACCUAAAUAUGGAUUUAACUUGAAAACGGUGCACUUUAUCAAAAUUUUACUAAAGAACUUUUUGAUUACAAUUUUUUUUUUUUGUUUUAUUAUAGAGACUUUACACCAUUGUGCAUUCAUCUCUUCAAGGUGGAUAGUGGAAGAGGAAAGGUUACAGAGUUUUAAAUCACUUGUCUGGCUAUAUUUCAAUAAUUGUUACCAUGCCUUUUUUCUAAAGAUUUCUGUCUAUGUUUCAAAUAUUUAGCGGAAAAUUUUGAUCUUAAAUUAUCAAGUUCUUCAAUUUUAUCUUCGUCCUCUUCCUCCAGGGAUUUAACAGUUAUCUCAUAACACUUAUUCCUAUAAUAUUUUGCUUUUAUGACAUCUUCGUCUUCUUCAUCUGUUGUUUCUUCUUCAGCCAUCUCUCUUCGUUUUGUUGUCAAUUCGUCAUCCGCGUCCAAAUAUGCUUGUAAGCGCUUCCGGGUUUUGCGAGUGUGCUUAGAAAGCACGGUCUCGAAUCCAUCGUUGUCUUCUUCGUCAAUUUGACUUGUUUGCUUUGGAUGUUGGUCUGAUUUACUGUUGUUGCUUUUACUGCUGCUGCUGCUACUUGGCUCAGGUUCAAUCGGUGGUGUACUGCUUUUUUGGUUCACCUUUUUAGUUGAAUCCGCACAUUUUUUGUUCUUUGCUUUGAGUUUGCAAAGCGAUUUUUUGCCUAUAAUCGUCACUGUUGCAGCAGCAUUGUUUACAGUGAUUGAUUUCGGCGUUGGCUGUUUCAGCAACAUCCGCAGGGUCCGAACUCCAUUUGGGAUUCCUGGGAAGAAGUUAAUCCAGCGGUCGUUGGUGAUGGUCAAAAUUUCGCCGUAUUUACUCAUCACUUUUACUACGUCGUCAUUGCUUAUGCCUAGAGGUAGGUCAAGCACACGAACUUCCGUAGCGUUGUUGUCCAGGUAAAUCGGGAUUUUGCAACCCUGAUAUACCAGAGGUUUGUCGAUGAUGGACGAGGCCACUGCUGAGUCGGCGAACUGCAACACGGCUAUUCUUCUUCUAUUGCAUAAUUGCAAUGCUCGCAAGUUUUCUUGGUUUACUUGAAGGUCUGCGAGGAAUUUUUUUACAAGCUUCGGGCCUGGUUGGGUUUGGAGUUGACAAAAAUCCAGAACCACACUGUUUUUGUCUACGGUGCACAUUUAAAAAAAAAAAGCGGCGACGCGCACACAAACUGCGGACUGGCGUUGAUAAUGCGACUUGUAAGGUCGGCGGUUACUUUGCAACUGUGAUUACAAAUUUGAUUUUACAUCGAAAAAUGAAGUUGAAAAAUUUUGCGACCAAUAUUUCGAUUUUUUGAAAAAAUAAGUAUUGAUUAAACAAUUCAUAACUCGGUCAAUGAUUUUUUGCACAACCUGGAAAUUUCUGAAAAGUUGGCAUUUUAUGUCCUCUAAAACAUAUCAAAAAAUAAAAAAAAUUAAAAAUAGUGUUUUUUGCAAAUCAAGUUUUAGUGAUAAAAAGUUAAAUAAAAAAUCACAAAUUUUUUUUUACCGUGUAUCAUUUUUUUUCCAGUGUAGUCCGUAUCCAUACCUACAACUUUGCCGAAGACACCAAAUCGAUUAAAAAAUUCCUUCAAAAGAUACAGAUUUUUGAAUGUUCAUACAUCAUUUUUGUAUGGACAGCUGCGAAGUUUGUAUGGAAAAUUAUAUGGACAAACUAAUGAUGCCAAAUUGGCUUCUUUGGGCAUACCGAAGGCACCAAAAAAGUUUCAGUCGGAUUAAAAAAUACAAAAAAAAUCGAAUGGCCGAAAUCCUAGAGAACUGCUCAACUAUCUCAAUCUGGUGGCCAAUGAGCUUUCUCGACCAAAACUGGAAAUUGAUUUUAUUUGAUUUUUAUUAUUUUUAUUUUUUAUUUUGAUAAAACUUUGUGGGGGUUUUCCCGUUUACCAAAAAAAGCCAUUUUGUCCAUACAAAAACGUUACUUAAAUAUUCGAAAGAUUCAAGGAUUGAUGAGGAUUAUUCUGAAAAAAAAAAAUAGGUUCGAGGAAAAAAAAUCUCGCAGAUUUUGCUAUAAACUUUUUUGUUGCUAAAAUUGGAUUUCCCAAAAUUGCUUUUUUAUUUUUUUUUUAUUUACGUACCAUUUUGUGUAUUGACAACUGAGCGAAAUCGAUCUUUUUUUUAAUUUUAAUUUUUGUAUCUUUUAAUCCGGCUGAACUUUUGUGGUGCGUUUGGUAUGCCCAAAGAAGCCAUUUUGCAUCAUAAGUUCGUCCAUAUAAUUUUCCAUACAAAUUUGGCAGCAGUCCAUACAAAAAUAAUGUAUGAAAAUUCAAAAAUCUGUAUCUUUUGAAGGUAUUUUUUGAUCGAUUUGGUGUCUUAGGCAAAGUUGUAGGUAUGGAUAAGGACUACACUGAAAAAAAUGAUACACGGUUAAAAAAAUUGGUGAUUUUUUAUUUAACUUUUUGUCACUAAAACUUGAUUUCCAAAAACACACUUUUUUUUAAUUUUUUUAUAUGCUCUAGAAGACAUCAAAUGCCAACUUUUCAGAAAUGUCCAGGUUGUGCAAAAAAUCUUUGAACGAGUUAUGAAUUUUUGAAUCAAUACUGAUUUUUUCAAUAAAUCGAAAUGUUUGUUGCAAAAUUUUUUCAACUUUAUUUUCGUUGUAAAAUCAAAUUUGGAAUCAAAAAGUAUAUAACAGAAAUUUUAAUAAAGGGCACCGUUUUCAAGUUAAAGCCAUUUUGAGGUAACUUUUUUGAAAAUAGUCGCAGUUUUUAUUUUUUUAAAUUAGUGCACAUGUUUGCCCAAUUUUGAAAAAAAAAAUUUUUUUAAAGGCUGAGAAAAUUCUCUAUACUUUGCUUUUUUAAACUUUGUUGAUAAGACCUUUAGUUGCUGAGAUAUUGCCAUGCAAAGGUUUAAAAACAGGAAAAUUGAUGUUUUCUAAGUCUCACCCAAACAACCAACAAUUUUCUAACUUCGAUAUCUCAGCAACUAAACAAUAUUUCAAAAUUUUCAAAUCAUGUCUAAUAUUUCAAAAGGGCCAAAAAUUCAAUAUUACGCCCUUUUGGAAUGUUUGUCUUCAUUUUAACAUUUUGAAAAUAUUGUUUUCGAAAAGAUCGGAAAAUUAAUAUUGUUAAUCGUACCAUUAGUUGCUGAGACACGACGUUAGAAAUUGGAAUAUUAGGGUGAGACUUAGAAAAAAUAUCAACUGUUUGUUAUUCGCUUUGUAAUUCGCUGUAUCUCAGCACCACUGGUUGCUAAUCUUCAAUGUAUCUUAUACAAAAUUUUUUGAGCUCUAGAUUAAAUUUUCAAAAGGUCCUAUCUGAGUAGGAAACCCAUGACGCAUAGGUUGUUUUGAAUAUUUUCAGGAAUGGACAAUCAUGGACACUAUUUUAAAAAGUAAAAAAACCUGAAUUUAUCGGACAAAAUUUAACAUUGAAUGGCUAUAUUUUGAAAACGAUGCGCUCAAUCAAAAAAUUGUAAAGUACUUUUCAAUUCAAGUCAACACAUUUCAUGUACAUGAUUUAAUAUUUUUUACAAAAAUCACUAUUUAUAAAAAAUAUAACUCGUCGGCAAAAUUCCAUUAGUAUCCGAUUGACAGCCAUUUUCUUAAUUAAUAAAACAAUCAUUUUCCCCCUGAUUUGUUGUGAAUUUCAGGACACUCAUUAUUAAAUAUGACUGCAAUUAAAUUAAAAUAAACUUUUUUUUCAAUUUUAAGGCCUAGACUAAUUCUGAAGAUUCCGCGUUUUGUACUCCGGAUCCGUUUGUAGACAUGAAACUCAUAGCCCAAGUUAUAUACAUACCCAAAGUUUUUUUUAAACGACCUAUAAGCUAUUGUGUUUUAUAUGUUUUUAGGACCUAUUAAAAACACUCUAGAUAUAUCCAUAGCUGCUAGCGUUCCGUCCACUUGACAAGUAAUAUUGUACUAACACAACCACAAUGCAGCACUCGUAGCAUGGAAUAAAAUUGCAAUAUAAAGCAAACCUCCCCUGGGACGAUGUACGAGUUUCCACAUACGUACCGAGCGCAAACCCAACCCUUAAAAAGUCAAACAAUGCAAGAGCAACAAAUCUCAUUUCGAAUCGUUCCAAUAUUUACACACAAUAAGCUUCCUGGUUGCCUUCCGGAAGCUUCAAACCCUCAUCCGCCGCCGUCGGCAUCCGAGUAUUCCCGAGAGUUUAGUUUUAUGUAACAAAAUGUCGUCCCCAACUCCGAGUGCUGUCCGUCCCGGAAGAUGGAUCGAUGUCUAGCGGUUCCAUUACACCCCGCUCAGCUGCAUCUCCACCACGCCACGACAGGUGCGCUCCUUCGUCACCGAAAAAAAAGUAAGAUUUUCACCCGGGGAAAACUUUUACUUCCCGCGAUGAUGUAUUGUCGAUUUCACGAACAGCAACUUUUCCGCAAAAUUGAACGAAAGUUUUCGUCGUCGUCUUCGUCGUUCGCGGUAAUAAAGCACUUGAAGCACUCGUCGGAAAAGUUUCACCGCCGGUGGUCGGUGGCAAGAUUCGCGAAAGAAAACUUUACUUCUGUUGCGCGAGCAAUCUUACUUUCCAACUACUUAUAUUUUCCGUUGAGGACGUGGUAAAAGAUUCUAAACCUGAGACUUUAACUUCCUGGUGGAGCUUUAGGGUACAGCAGACAGUCGAGGGUGAAAUGAUCUCGAUUUGAAUUGCGAGGUAAUACUGAGAGCAUUUUGCUCACAAAUUACUUACCUGCACAUCAACAAAAAAAAGAUCGAUUCCCGGACAACGACUGUUUGUGUUUUUGCAUUUAACUGAGAGUUAAAUGCUCAGAACCAAAUUUAAGAGCUUUUUCCUCCUACUUGGAAGAUGCAUGCAGAUGAUCAUUCGAAACUAUUCCCGACAUCCUUCUGCUUCGAAGAAUGUAAUGAAAAUUGUACAUAUAGCAAAACAACGUUGAGAAUGUUUAGCGUGCUAAUAAAAUGAAAGAAAACAAAACUGCAAAUUGUUACCAAGGGCAUCCCUGUUUUAAAACAAUGGUAUCGUUUCCGUUUGGGUAGGUUCCCGUGAAGGAACCGAGUGUUUGUUUUGUUAUAUACGCUUAACACGGCAGUUCGAGCAAGUUUAAAUUGCUCUGUAAAUUAAUUGAUUGUAACAAACCACCAGGAAUCGCCAUCGCUUGAAAGUACGUAGCCUGUAAAUGAAAAAAAAAAAUGAAAUAAUAAGGAAAACACAACCCAAGAGCUUAGCUUACUAAUGCUUAAAUCGCGUAUUCAUUACGAUAAAUUGGCAUCGAUGUGAUUAAUUCUUUAAACUUUCUCGGCGAAAUGCACAACGUAAACGAUGUAAAACUUCUUUAACUAAAACACAUACACACAAACAUAACUAUAUUGCUAGGAAGAAUGGUAAAAAAAUCCCACAAAAACCGUACUUAAGUAUUUGUUGUUCUCCUCUUGUUCCCCCCAUUUAACGCUAAGUGAUUUAGUCAGUGAUAAGGAAAACAAAACUGUGCGCCAAGCCAACUAAAAACGCUAAACUUAUCAAGAACAAAAACGCAAAAUUUCGAUGACAACUAAGCAAACUAAAACAAUACACAUGUGAAUGCCGCAUGAUGGCGGAAAACUACUCACAAGAAGUAAACAUACACGAACUUUUUGAGUUACUAUUUUAAUAAAAAAAAACGCUUCAGUUUCCUUCAUUCGUUCUUUGGAUAACGCAAGAACAUCCAGAAAGAAGUUGUAAACAAACGCCAAAGGAGAGUACUUAAGUUGUUGUAAGCAUGUAAACCAAAAACAAAAAUCAUGUAAAACGCGCGAACUUUCUUUGCCGAAAUGUUUUGCACCAGUCGUGUAACAGGUCGUGUAUUGGUAAAAAAAAAACAAAACAAAAAC
Culex pipiens pallens (northern house mosquito) is the source of this 12040-nucleotide messenger RNA. RefSeq names its product probable G-protein coupled receptor 158 (gene smog). Gene Ontology annotation, molecular function: G protein-coupled receptor activity. Gene Ontology annotation, biological process: G protein-coupled receptor signaling pathway. The transcript has 11 exons. Lineage: Eukaryota; Metazoa; Arthropoda; Insecta; Diptera; Culicidae. Bases 1652 to 3910 code for a protein of 752 amino acids. The record is from RefSeq and is a predicted model, not a curated record. Gene Ontology annotation, cellular component: membrane.